Molecule: messenger RNA, 233 nt
Organism: Sphenostylis stenocarpa
Lineage: Eukaryota; Viridiplantae; Streptophyta; Magnoliopsida; Fabales; Fabaceae
Source: the annotation of a GenBank genome assembly
AUGUGCUACCCCAACCAACUCCCCAUCUGACAAUGUCUUCCACUCGGAUCGCCCCGCCGAAGCCAACCUUCGGUCCAAAAAAAAAGGGCAAUGCCCCACCUUCGAUUCACCUCCCACUUAUCAUACACCUCUCAUGUUAUUUCACAAAGUCGAACUAGAGUUAAGCUCAAAAGGGGCUUCUUUCCUCGUUGAUUCUGCCAAGUCCAUUCCCUUGGUUGUGGCUUCGCUGGAUA